Hibiscus syriacus is the source of this 871-nucleotide messenger RNA. Its product is annotated as transcription factor MYB30-like. Bases 18 to 779 code for a protein of 253 amino acids. The transcript has 2 exons. Lineage: Eukaryota; Viridiplantae; Streptophyta; Magnoliopsida; Malvales; Malvaceae. The record is from RefSeq and is a predicted model, not a curated record.
GACAAAGGCAAGGAAACAUGGCGAGAACACCUUCAUGUGAUAAGAGUGGACUGAGGAAAGGAACAUGGACGCCCGAGGAAGAUAGGAAACUGAAAGCCUAUGUCACCAGAUAUGGCUACUGGAAUUGGCGACAACUCCCCAAGUAUGCAGGUCUGCAAAGGUGUGGGAAGAGUUGCAGGCUUCGAUGGCUGAAUUAUUUAAGGCCGAACGUGAAAAGAGGGAAUUACAGCAAGGAAGAAGAAGAGACGAUCAUCAGAUUACAUGAAUCGCUGGGAAACAAGUGGUCCGCCAUUGCUGGACAGUUGCCUGGUCGAACAGACAACGAGGUGAAGAACCAUUGGAAUACGAAUCUCAAGAAACUCUUCAAGGACAAAUCAUUGGAAUCAAAAGAUGACAGUGAAUUACACGUGAAGCGCGGGAGAAGUGAAGAGAAAGAAGAAACAAAGCUUGUAAUUAAUCCUUCAAGUCCUCCAUUAAUUCUGGAAAGCUCGUUAUCAUAUUCGCCGGAACAACCAGCUUCAAGCGACCAAUUCUCCUCCGACACCAAAGAUAACACGGUUGAGUCCAGCAAAGACUCGGUUACAGAUGAUGAUAACAAGGCUUUGUUUGAAGCAUUUGAGAUAGACAGUGGAAGUUUCUGGACCGAACCAUUUUUCUGGGAAAAUUCUAACAUAAAUACCAGUAGUUCUUUGGAUUCUGCUGGGUAUGAAUCUGCUGAGUUUCCAUUUCUUUAUAGAGAAAUGGAUUUCUACGACCAGCUCGAUGGCUUCUGCUUCUAAUUUAAUGGGUGAAACCAGUUUUUUUAGGUAAUUAGCUGAGUUGGUUUCAUUUGUUAUGGUUUCUUCAUGAUGGGGUUUUUUAAGGCUCAGAA